AUGAACAAUCAGAAACUCUCAGAUUCUAGAAAAGCAGAAUUAAUUGAUCCAGCUGUCACAUAUAAUGGAAAACCUCUGACCUUUGAUGUGGUAGUUGAUGAGACAUGGUUUUCAGAUGCACUUUUUUGUGAGAAAUUGAAGAGUUGGUAUAUGGUUUCAAAAACUUUAGCUGAGGAAGCUGCUUGGAGAUUUGCAAAAGAGAACGAAAUUGACUUGGUUUCAAUAAAUCCAGGGUUUGUGAUUGGUCCUUUUCUACAACCAACUCUUAAUUUUACCACUGAGGAGAUUCUGAAACUUAUAAAUGGAGCUCAAACAUUUCCCAAUUCAUUCUAUAGAUUUGUCAAUAUUAGAGAUGUUGCAAUUGCACAUAUUCAAGCACUUGAAAUUCCUUCAGCCACAGGCAGAUAUUGUUUAGUUGAAACCGUUAUACACUGUUCUGAGAUUAUGAAGUUUUUGCAUAAAAUGUACCCCUCUUUGUGCAUUCCAGAAAAAUGUGAUGACAAGUCUUCCAUAGCAGGAUACCAGGUAUCCAAGGAGAAAGCAAAACGUUUGGGUAUCAACUUCAUUCCUUUGGAGGUGACCCUUAAGGACACUGUUGAAAGCUUGAAGCAGAAGGGCUUCCUCAGUUUCUGA
Molecule: messenger RNA, 633 nt
Organism: Corylus avellana
Lineage: Eukaryota; Viridiplantae; Streptophyta; Magnoliopsida; Fagales; Betulaceae
Source: RefSeq, a predicted model, not a curated record